AUGGUCGGGCACGUAGCAAUAAUGUGGACACCGAUGGCAGGGAUGGACCCAGAGUUGUACGCGGCAGCGACCCGGGGGGACGUCGCUAGACUCGCGCAACUUGUGUCCAGCAGCGGCGCCGGCAUCCUUGUCCACAUGACUCCCCAGUUCAACACGGCUGUCCACAUUGCUGCGUCGCAUGGGCACAGAGGCUUCGUGAAGGAGGCACUCAAGGUCGGGCACGUAGCAAUAAUGUGGACACCGAUGGCAGGGAUGGACCCAGAGUUGUACGCGGCAGCGACCCGGGGGGACGUCGCUAGACUCGCGCAACUUGUGUCCAGCAGCGGCGCCGGCAUCCUUGUCCACAUGACUCCCCAGUUCAACACGGCUGUCCACAUUGCUGCGUCGCAUGGGCACAGAGGCUUCGUGAAGGAGGCACUCAAGGUGAACGAGGAGCUGCUCGUCAGCCGGAACAACGACAGCGAUACGCCAUUGCACCUGGCGGCACGCGCAGGGAAGCUGGACGUCGCUGAACACCUCAUCAAUCUCGCGCAGGUGCAGGCCUGGCGGUGGCCCAAGGAAGACUACAUUCAGAGUCCUGUUUCGAUGAAGAAUGAUUCAGGAAACACAGCAUUGCACGAGGCGGUGCAGAAUCACAGGACUGCAGUUGCACUAAUGCUGAUCGAAGCUGAGCCAAAUUGUAUCUAUUUGUUGAAUGAGAGGAUGGAGUCACCGUUGCACAUUGCUGCAAGGGAAGGCCUCCUUGAUGUUGUUGUCAAGAUCGUUGAAAUACCACGCGUGGAAAAUCAGCUAAACCCCUAUGAAACUUUUAGUGGCACAGCUCUUCACCAAGCAGUUCUUGGCGAUCAUAUCAGGAUCAUGAAGAUAUUACUAAAAAGGAGGCCGGAGCUAACAGACCGAACCGACUUGUCAGCAAAUAAUGCCCUGCAUUACGCGGCAGAGAGGAACAGGGGUGGCAUGGUGAAGAUACUGCUCAACAAGCGCAUUGAACUCGCGUAUAGGAGGAACAAAGAUGGUCAUCCCCCGUUGCAUGUCGCCGUCCGUUAUGGCUCAACACAGGCCAUCAUGGGGAUUCUGAGCAAGUGCCCUGACACUGCCGAGAUGGAGAUGCUAGCGGAUGGCUUAAACAGGAAUGCUUUCCACAUCGCCGUCGUGAGCGACAUGGUGGAUUCUCUCAAGUGCCUGCUGAAGCAUGUGCACUCCAAGGGGAUUGUGAACCGGGCUGACCAAGAGGGCAACACACCGCUGCACCUAGCUGUCAAGCUCGGUCGGCCGCAAUCGUCUCGCCUACUGCUCAGGGACUGGAGGGUGGAUCCAUGCCUUGUCGACCGGGAUGGCCAGACCGCGCGAAGCCUGAUUGAGGGACAACAAAUAUUACAUAGCUCAAUGAUACACUUGUGGAAGGAACUCAAGAAGCAAGAGUAUUAUAAGUGCAAAAACAAACAGAUACCACCAAUCAGAACACCGGAUUGGUGGAGUGAGUUUAGCCGAUACAUCGAGGUUAGGAUGGGGACGUACACUCUCGUAGCGACUCUAAUUGCCACUGUUACCUUUUCUUCCACAUUCACCAUGCCCGGAGGUUACGACCAGCAGAACGGCACGGCUGUUUUAGGCCACCACGCAGCAUUCAAAUUGUUCGUCAUAGCCAACACCCUGGCAAUGUUAAGCUCAAUCAUCGUCGUCUUCGCCUUCAUUUGGGCAAGAAGGGAGGUGCAAGACUUUAGGAGCAGCCAGGUGGCGUGGAGCCACUGGCUCACGUCGGCAUGGCUUGCAUAUUUCGUGAUUGCAAUGGGUUGUAGCACUCCAGCCGUCAUGUUUGUGAUGUUGGGGAAGGAGGUGUUCACCACACCUGUGUAG
Miscanthus lutarioriparius is the source of this 1857-nucleotide messenger RNA. Lineage: Eukaryota; Viridiplantae; Streptophyta; Magnoliopsida; Poales; Poaceae. The record is from the annotation of a GenBank genome assembly.